This is a messenger RNA of Elephantulus edwardii (Cape elephant shrew), 1368 nucleotides long. Its product is annotated as cytochrome P450 4A11-like. The record is from RefSeq and is a predicted model, not a curated record. NCBI's taxonomy places the organism in Eukaryota, Metazoa, Chordata, Mammalia, Macroscelidea, Macroscelididae. The coding region runs from base 1 to 1368 and encodes 455 amino acids. The transcript has 11 exons. Gene Ontology annotation, molecular function: oxidoreductase activity, acting on paired donors, with incorporation or reduction of molecular oxygen; heme binding; monooxygenase activity.
AUGAGUAUCUCUGUGAAUAUAUCCACUGGAUUCCUGGGCACUAUCUCUGAGCUCCUCCAGGUUGUCUUUCUGCUCAGCCUAGUUCUACUGCUGCUCAAGGCAGCUCAGUUCUACCUGGACAGGCAGUGGCUACUCAAAGCUUUGCAACAAUUCCCAUCACCCCCCUCCCACUGGCUCUUUGGGCACAAGCAUGAGUUUCAAACAGAUCAGGAGCUGCCACAGUUGAUGAAAUGGGUGGAGAAAUUCCCAUGUGCCUGUCCUCGAUGGCUAUGGGGGAGCAAGGCUUUUAUCUCAAUAUAUGAUCCUGACUACAUGAAGGUGGUUCUGGCGAGAUCAGAUGUAAAGACUCAUGAGCGCUACCGAUUCCUAGUUCCCUGGAUUGGCUAUGGCUUGAUUCUAUUGGAGGGACAGACGUGGUUCCAGCACCGACGUCUGCUGACUCCAGCCUUCCACUAUGACAUCUUGAAGCCCUAUGUGAGACUCAUGGCUGAUUCUGUCCAAGUGAUGCUGGACAAGUGGGAGAAGCUAAUAAUCGAGGACCCAUAUCUGGAGCUCUUUGAACAUGUCUCCUUGAUGACUCUGGAAACCAUCAUGAAGUGUGCUUUCAGUCACAAGGGCAGCAUUCAGUUGGACAAGAACUCCAAUUCCUACGUCCAUGCCAUCAGGAACAUGAACAACCUGGUCUUUUCCCGUGUGAGGAAUGCCUUCUAUCAGAAUGAUUUUAUCUACAGACUAACUCCUGAUGGUCGCUUAGCUCACCACUCCAGUCAGCUCUCCCAUCAACACACAGACCAAGUGAUCAAACUGAGGAAGGCUCAACUUCAAGAGAAUGGAGGGCUGGAAAAUAUCAAGAAGAAGAAGCACUUAGAUUUUCUGGACAUCCUCCUGAGUACAAACACAGAGGAUGGGAGCAACUUGUCUGACCAAGAACUUAGGGCUGAAGUGGAUACGUUCAUGUUUGCCGGCCACGACACUACAGCCAGUGGCAUCUCCUGGACCCUCUAUGCCCUGGCUCUGAAUCCCAAACAUCAGCAAAAGUGCCGAGAGGAAAUCCAAAGCCUCCUGGAAGAAGGUGACUCCAUCACUUGGGACCACCUGGGCCAGAUGCCAUAUACCACCAUGUGCAUCAAAGAGGCUCUGCGACUCUACCCACCAGUGCCAGUUAUAGGCAGAACACUCAUCAAGCCUAUCACCUUCCCUGAUGGACGCUCCUUACCCAAAGGAAUCCAAAUCGCACUGAACUUUUAUGCCCUCCAUCACAACCCGAAAGUAUGGCUGAACCCAGAGGUGUACGAUCCUUUUCGGUUUGCACCAGGCUCUGCUCAGCAUACCCAUGCUUUCCUGCCCUUUUCAGGAGGAUCAAGGUGA